ACAAAACCGCAUGCGGCAGUCGUCCGGCCGGUAUUUUUAUAAUCGUGUGUUUAUCACCGAACCGUGUUUAUCUAUCUAACUUUGCGAAAUAGUGCUUUUCUAACGUGCCUAGUAGAUAGUUCUAUAAGGAUGAGUUUCGCUGGUCCUAAAGAAGUAAUUGCGGAGGGUGACACCGUAGUGCUUUACCUAACGCCGGCCCUAAUGCACACGAUCGACGCGGUGCGGCAGAUUCGUAACAAAAAGAACGAAAUGAUCGAUUACGUGUUUCAGACCAGCUUCGGUGCGCUGAAGGUAUGCGAUCUGAUCGGUGUGCGUUACGGUUCCCGGGUGCAGCUCACCAAAGGCUGGGCGCACGUCCUGCAGCCGAAUCCGGAGCUCUGGACUCAAACGUUACCCCACCGGACGCAGAUUCUCUACACCCCCGACAUCAGCAUGAUUCUGUACCAGCUGGAGGUGCGGCCCGGCAGCGUCGUGAUCGAGUCCGGCACCGGUUCCGGCUCGCUCUCGCACUACUUCCUGCGCGCGAUUCGCCCCACGGGCCAUCUGUAUACGUUCGAUUUUCACGAAGAGCGUGUCGCGAAGGCACGCGAAGAGUUCACCGCCCACGGACUGGGCGACAAUGUUACCGUGCGGCAGCGGGACGUGUGCGAGCACGGAUUCGGCGACGAGCUGGAUGGCAAAGCGGAUGCCGUGUUUCUCGAUCUGCCGGCGCCCCAGCUCGCUAUUCCGUACGCCGCGAAAGCGCUGAAAAAUGAAGGUGGUCGCAUCUGUUCGUUUUCACCCUGCAUCGAACAAACGAUGCGCGUCUGCGAGACCCUAGUGAAGCACGGGUUUACCGAGGUGCAGAACCUGGAAGUGCUACAGAUCGAAGAAUGCGUCCGCACGCGCAAUGUACCGGUGAUGGAAUUCGAUUUCCUCAAGACGAAGAAAACCGACACCGAAAAGGACACGAAGACACCACGGGAAAGCAAAAAGUAUACCACCUCGAACGCCCCGCACACAAUGGCCGGCCAUACCGGGUACCUGACGAUAGCAGAACUGCCACCACUCUUCGCCCGGUAAUGGAUCUCUAGGCGUACGGUUCGAACUCUUCAACAGAUUACGUCACCACACGACGUGGCAUUGGAUUAACUUUGACGGUAUGACGAAUAAAGGAUAAUUAAUUCCG
Molecule: messenger RNA, 1168 nt
Organism: Anopheles coustani
Lineage: Eukaryota; Metazoa; Arthropoda; Insecta; Diptera; Culicidae
Gene: Trmt61
Product: tRNA (adenine(58)-N(1))-methyltransferase catalytic subunit TRMT61A
Exons: 3
Coding region: 130-1062 (310 amino acids)
Biological process (GO): tRNA methylation
Cellular component (GO): nucleus; tRNA (m1A) methyltransferase complex
Source: RefSeq, a predicted model, not a curated record